Molecule: messenger RNA, 681 nt
Organism: Rotaria sordida
Lineage: Eukaryota; Metazoa; Rotifera; Eurotatoria; Philodinida; Philodinidae
Source: the annotation of a GenBank genome assembly
AUGGCUACGUCUUCUACAAAUGAAAAAUUGAUUGAUACUGCUCAUAUUAUUGAAUCGAAAGGUACACAUCAUCAUUCGAUUAUUUGGCUUCAUGGUUUUGGUGAUAGUUCAGAUGGUUAUAAAGAUUUAUUUACUCGAAUACAACCAUCAAAUACAAGAAUUGUAUUACCAAAUGCACCUAAACGAUUGGUGACUAUUGAAAAUCGUCAAUAUCAAUUACGAAGUUGGUAUGAUCAUGAUAAUACAGCUAUAGAAGCAGGUUUACAAGUUAUCGAAUCUGUAAAACAAUUAAUCGAUGAAGAACUUAAACUUGUUGAUGAUGCUUCACAUAUAAUUAUAGGUGGAUUUAGUCAAGGAGCUUGUUUAUCAUUAUUAGCUGGUUUAACCUAUACAAAACAACAAUUAGGUGGUAUUAUUUGUUGUAGUGGUCAAUUAGUAUUAGAAAAUAAAAUUCCAGAAUUUUUAAGUGAAUAUGCAAAGAAAAUACCAAUUUUAGUUUUACAUGGAAAAGAUGAUAAUCGAAUUCCUUGGGAUAAUGCUAAAAGUGGUUUUGAAAUAUUAAAAAAGAAUGGAAUCAAUGAUAAUAUGGAUGUUGUAUUAGAAGAUGGAGUAGGACAUAGUAUUAGUGAACGUGGAUUUCAUUUAAUAAUUAUAUUUAUUAUCAAACAGUUGAAAUUAUAA